ACUCGUACCUUGUUCUGAUUGGUCGGUAGUUCAGGUAAACGUCUGUGGUGUCUCUUGGCGUGCACACGGGAAACGGCCUACAGAGAUACCUGUACGAAUGUACUCGAAAAUAUAUAAAUUUAAUUUACUAGUUAGGCUGUGAAACUGAACUGUGAACGUUUUCUAAACAAUUUUUAUGAAAUUUUAACUCGUUUUUGUGACGACGGUUAUUGUUUUCAACUUGUUCUGUUAAUAUAUUAUUUUCGUGUCGUACAUCUAUUCCAAAUGUGUAAAUGUGUAAAGUGAAUGUGUUUUCUCUGACAAAGUUACAGACAACCUAAUUAUUGAUAUUUUAUGAAUUCCAAUAGACUACUAUAAUAAUAUAACAUCAAUUUCCUUUAAAAUUGAUUCGAUAAAAACUUUUUUCAUUUAAAUUAAUUGUGAUGUGUUUACUACUGUAACUUUCUUGUGCAUUUAAGUGUAACUGACAUACUAACUAAGGUUAAGUUAACAAAAAUAAUCUGUGAUCUUUAUAAAAUUAUUCUAAAAAAAACACAUUGUUCGUACGUUUUAUCUCUAAAAAAACUUGUAAAAAAGUCCGAAACGCUAGUAAUAUAACGGAAUCUGCUUUUGCCCGAAUCAAACAGGUGUCACGUGGCAAAAUGUCGGAUUGUUUAUAAUUGGUUUGUAAAUAUGCCGUGUUAGUUCGAUUUUUUUUUGGAAAAAUUGCAGAUGAGUAUCAAGGGAUUAAAUAUGAUCGGUCCCCAUUACAUAUGUGUUUUGUAUGUAACUACAGCGGGUCUCCAGGGUCCUUUGAUGGGAUCUGACGAACAAGAAAUAGUUCUUCUCAUUUAUGUGAUAGUGGAUGUUAUUCAGAACAAGGUGGUAGGAGUUCAACAAUAUCCAAUAAGACCUCAAGUAGCAGAUAUUAACGAAAAUAUUCUCUCGACUGAAGUUAUCUCAGAAUCGGUUUUAACCGAUGAUAUUAUCAAAACAACUGGGAGACAACUAGAAGAUGUGCUCAACGAUUUUCAUAAUUAUUGUAAUAAUUUACAUAUUGAUCCACACAGUUCUGGAUUCCGGAUAGUCACAGAUGGACAAUUACCUCUACGACAAUGCCUUCAUCCAGAAGCGUGUAGAAAAGAUAUAGAUCUGCCGACAUAUUACAGCACAUUCCAUGACCUUAGGAAAGAAGUAGCGAAGUGUUUGGGAAGAAUGGAUGAUAUACCCCAAACUGUUUCUUCCAUGUUAGAAUAUUUAGAAAUAGAACCUGAACCUGAUAAUGAAUUUUAUAAGAGAGAAGCUAAAGAUAUGGUCAAUAUUGUCCAAAGACUCAUUUCCGUCGGACAUAGAUUCGAAAUACCAGAAAAUAUUCAUCUUACACUGGAGCCAGGAAUAUGUUCCAAAGACGAUGAAAUAGACAGCAAUUGUGUCGUAAGAGCCAGAGGAUUACCUUGGCAAAGUAGUGAUCAAGAUAUAGCCAAAUUUUUCAGAGGAUUAAAUGUUGCAAAAGGAGGUGUAGCUCUGUGUCUAUCGGCACAAGGAAGAAGAAACGGGGAAGCUCUAGUACGUUUUGUUAGUCAAGAACAUCGAGACAUGGCUUUGAAGCGACAUAAGCACCAUCUUGGUGCAAGAUGGAUAGAAGUAUAUAGAGCCACGGGAAAUGAUUUUCUUUCAAUAGCGGGAGGAUCUAGUUGUGAAGCACAAGCCUUUUUGUCGAAAGGCGCUGCUGUGAUUAUCAGGAUGAGAGGAUUGCCGUAUGAUUGUUCGGCAAAACAAGUAUUGGAGUUCUUCUCUGCCGGUGAAAACCCUUGCACUGUGUUAGACGGUGUAGACGGUGUGCUUUUCGUUAGAAAACCGGAUGGGAGGGCAACAGGAGAUGCGUUUGUUCUAUUUGCAAACGAAUCAGAUUCCCCAAAAGCUCUCUCCAAACAUAAAAAAUGUAUAGGCUCUCGGUAUAUCGAAUUAUUCAGAUCGACAACUGCAGAAGUGCAACAAGUUUUGAAUAGAUCAUCGGAUCCAAAAACGUAUGAACAGCAAGCUCCUCUUAUUGCUCAAAUACCACAAGUGCCUCUAUUGCCACAACAAUACAUAACUUCCGGAACUAGAAAAGACUGUGUUAGGUUAAGAGGACUGCCAUAUGAAGCCCAAGUCGAACAUAUUUUAGAUUUCCUAGGUGACUAUGCUCAGAACAUCGUUUUACAAGGAGUUCAUAUGGUAAUUAAUUCUCAGGGUCAACCCAGUGGUGAAGCCUUUAUUCAAAUGGACUCUGAACAAUCGGCGUUUAUGACGGCGCAACAAAAACACCAUCGUUACAUGAUAUUUGGUAAGAAACAACGGUAUAUCGAAGUAUUCCAAUGCUCUGGUGAGGAUAUGAAUCUCGUACUAACUGGAGGGAUACCCGCACCGGUUUCUCCAGCGAAGGCAACUCCAGCUCUUCUAAGUCCCGGUAUGUUACCUCCAAUAGCGCCUCUACCACCAACUAAUAUACCUCCCCCUCCUCCCCCUCAAACGGCCUCGGCCACUACUAUGUCUCAGAGUUUGGUUACGCAUACACCCCAUCAAUUUACUUGGGACAAUUCCGCGUUAUUCGCUCAACAACAAGCACAAAUUAUUGCACAACACAAUUUAAUGGCACGACAAAACCAAGCUCAACAAGCACAAAAUGAAAUGUUAUUGAUAAAUCACUUUGCGCAACAAAAUCUUGCCCUUUUCAGUCAAAACAUUUCACAAUUGUCUCCCAACGGUACACAGUCGACUGCUGCUGGUGUCCCAGUUAAUUCCGUCCUUAAAAGUCCUCAACACACUGUACCUCUUAUGCCUAUGGUCCCAACUCAUCCUUAUAUGAUCAUUCCUCCAAGAAUUCCUAUUGCAUUGCAAAGACCUCCUCCUAUGUUAUAUCCUCAGUUAUUACAGGGGCAAACGCCGGGUGUGAUGCCGGUGGUACCGCACGUGGCAGUUAAAAGAAGCUACGGGGAUGCUUUUAAUGAACAAGCCACUCCUGCUAAGAGGCCUUUUGCGCCUACUUCUUUGCCUGUUUAUCCCCCAUUCUAUCCUAACAUGUAAAAAGCAGCUCUCUGGUUGUGAAAUUAUUAUAUGAGGUUGAAAAGUUUUAUUGAGAUAAACACAAAUUUUGAUAUUUUUUGAUAAUAUUGAUGGUUGUAAAUAAUUAAAUACAAUUUUAUAAUAUCAAGGAAUGUUAUUGAUAAUAACGUACAAUUUUAGAAUUUUUGAUAGAGAAAAAUUGUUUCAGAAUGUGCUAUUAUGUGAGGAGGUCUUUUAUAGCCAUUUAAGUUAGUUUUGUUACUUUACAUUAUUAAAAAACAAGAAUGAAGCAAUAUGCUACCAGAUGCUGGAGUAGAGAAAAAAAUAAAAUUGAAUCUACUGGUUUUUCUCAAAAAGCAAUUUUUCCAAUAAACUUAUGGCUUAAAGUAGUGCUUCUUACACACUUUAUAUUAGUCCUGUAUUUAUCUAUUUACAUAUAUCUGUAUGUAACGAAAUUUUUGGAUAGGAUUUUCUCUGAUUCAAAAAUAUCGGAUGGAUCGAAAUUUUAUGAAUUUUUCCUACAGUCCAUGCCAGAUUCACAAGAUUAAAGAAAUUGAAGUUUGGUAUAGUAGGUUUCAGAUAUAUCCCCUUGUUAUGUUAUACCAAGAAAACCAUUGUGUAUAAAAAACUAAAGCAAUGAGCUUUAUUCGAAAACUGAACUAAAAAAUGAGAAAUAAUCUCAAUGUUCUUGGGUUAAAAUUAUUAUGAACAACCAAAUCGUCUUCAGCACAUUUAAAAUAAAACUAGAAUAAUCAACAAAAAAAUUUACGUCAAAGCUAGUGAUGCUAUAUAUCAAAUGAUGAAUACUAUGUCAAAAUUGGCCUUUUUCCAUAUAAAUCCAUUUUGAAAACAUGAGGAAAAACAGUUUUUUCUACAUAAACUCCUGUACAAAAUUAACGCACCACUUUAAUCUAAAUAUUUACAAUAUAAACACAAAAUAGAACUAAGUAAUUUGCAUUAUUUUUUCCAUAAAAGUUUGUUGUUGCUGGAAAUGCAUAAAUAAGCUAAGCUCAUACUUCUAAAUUGACAAAAAAUCAGUAAAAGAGAAUAAACGCAUAUGGGUCAACCCUAAUACCGCGUAGGCCCUCCUUUACUCAUUACAUUACAUUACACUGCGUUCAUACGUCGCGACAUGAUGAUAUCGUUGUUCAACAAAAGCUUGCGGUAUGUUCUCCCAUUCUUCAAUAACGACCUCUGUGAGCUGGUUGUGAUUAGAAACAGGGGGACUAUGACUUCGAAUCCUCUUUUUGAGAUAGUCCCAUAUUUGUUCUAUAGGAUUCAUAUACGGAGUGUUAGGUGGCCACUCCAAUAAAGAGAUAUUGAUAUAGUUUUAAAAAAUUUAAUUUCUAAACUUUCUCUGGUGAGCAAGGGUUUUUUGGCUGGUCUUCUGUUGCUUAAUCCUAGUGUCGAUUUUCACCAAAAUGAAUGAGGUGAGUUUUGAUAUGGAACGGCUCAAUUAAUAUAUUUUAUUUGACAUUGGUACACGUGAUGUCUCAUAAAAGAAUACAUGCAAAGCACCUCACGUUUUUGAUAGUUAACUAAUUUUUUUUUAUUAUUUUCGUUAGUCUUUGUUUUUUAUUUUUUCACGACUUCAACAGGUGACAGUAUAUUGUAGCAGUAGCACAAUUCUUCUUAUUCUUGUUAUGACCUAGCAGAACUAACCUAUUCGGCCAAAAAGUCCCUUCUUAUUAAAAAUAAAUGUUUAAGACACAUCUUUUAAUAUUCAUGUUACGUUGUAAUAUCUUUACAUACAAAAGAAAUAAAACUUCCAUCAAUAUUUAAUUUUUAGAAUAUAAAGUAAGUUUUUUUGACAAAAUUUAUUGUCAAAUUAUUAUUACAAAAUUUUUCAUUGAGUUUUAAAGUUUUGUUUUUAUUUAUUUUUAGUUAUUUGAAGUACUAACUUAUAAUAUUAAGUUUACGUUAUUUCAUAUUAAGUUAUAAAGCUUUUAGACAUACAGGUGUUCCUAAAUUCAUGCUACAAAAUUCAGUAAGUGAUUGCUCGUAUGCAAUUUGAGAUGGGUCUUCCUAUAACAAAAUUUCCUCAUCCCACUCUUCUUUUAAAUAUCACUUUUAAAAGAUGGUUACCAAAAUUGAGUUUCUAUUUUUUUUUAUUCUAUAAUUUUUGUGAAUUGGCAAAGUGUGUGAUUGUGAGUAUUUUUUCAAUAUUCUUGUGAUAUUAUACGGGGAUGAAAUUAGCAAUCCUUACUUUAUUUCAUACCAAAACUUUUUUCAAAAAGAAGUUUUAUGAAAUAAAAUUAUAACUCAAAAUCCUUGUUCUAUUUAGAAACAUUAAAAACAGGGUAGAGGUUGUCAUUUCCAACAUUUAUUAUUUUCCACUCAACCUAUUAAAAAAAUUAUGAUUUAUGUUUAUUUUUUUCCCUGUAGCUAUUGCUUUUGGGACAAAAUUUAAGAAUAAGAAAUAUUUUUAAAUAAAAUAAAGAUUUUGAUUUAUAAUUUAAUACUCCAUCUUUAAAAAAAAUUUUGGUAUUAAAUAAAGUAGAGGCUGCUGCUAAUUUCACCCUCUACAAUGUAAUAGGAAUAUCAAAAGAUAAUCGUCCUUUGCGAGUGCACGAAAAUUACAGAAUUUCAAGCUUCUAGCUCCACUUAUGUUUAAAAAUAAAAAACUCAAUUUUAGUUUAGUUUUCAGUUAAGGGUGAUAUCUCGGUAAGAGUUGGGCCGAGGAAACUUUGUUAUAUGAAAGAGCCAUCUUAAUUUCAUACGAACAAUCCCCUCCUGAAUUUUAUCGCAUGAAUUUAUGAACACCCUUUAUAUUAAUUAAUUUUAGAUAUAAAGUUAUUUGAUUCAAGAAUUCAUUUUAAUUUCAUAUUAAUCUAAACAAUUGUAUUAAAUAAUUGAUAUUAUAAUAGGAUUGAAUCUAGAGUAUAUUACCUACAAACUGAGAUUUACACAGUACAGAAUAUUCUUUGUGUAUUUAUGCUCUGGUUAAAUAUACUUACUCAAAAUGAUAUGUUUAUUGCAAUACAAAAUAAGAUGAAGUAUUUCACACGAUAUUGGAAUUUAAUUAAUGAAAUAAUAAGUAAAAUAAUUUUUUAAAAUUCGGAAACUCGAGUUCAUUAAUUGAGAAAUCUUUCUGAAGACUAAAAUGUACUUAACUUUGAAACAACAGUGAACUAGAUUCAUCAGAGAUAUGAUUUUUCAACAAAAAUAACUUUACACACUUCAUGCAGAAGCACUUUUCAUUCCAUUCAUAUUCACAUUCAAGAUUAUGAUAUUUGGAGAGUUGUUGAUUCGAAAUAUGAUGUAUAAGAGUAGUGGAUAUUCAUCGGCUAUACGGCUACAGUCUCUGUUAAUGAUUAUACCAGGGAAUUUUAGAUUGAUUCUUUCUUUGCUCACUUCGAAAAUAUCAGAUGUUUUGUUAUCUUUGUCUAUUAUAAGUUUUUUUGUUACAAUAUUUUUCUCAGUACGUUGUCCUUUUCUUAUACAAAUUAUUUUUCGUAUAUUAAUGCUAUUAGAUAGACAAGUUUCAGUACUCAUAUAAGAUUAUCAUCUUUCAUUACGGUCAUCUUCUAGAAGGGUAUACUUUUAUUAUAUUUCAAUUUUAGGGAAAAGUGUACUGCAAAAAAUACUUUUGGAUUUACCCUUAGAUCUAUAAAUUGAUGCACAUAAUUAUGGAUCCCCCAGUCUUGAUAAAAUGGUGUAUUUCUGAUAAAUUUGGUAUAUAUGCUUAAGAAAAAUGUGGUAAUAUCCUAUUUCCUCCUGAGCUAUUUAAUAACUAAAUUCCAAUAUUUUGUUUUUGCUGCAAAUGACUUAUUCCUUUUUGUGUUAUAUAAAAUGGAAAACGCAUUUGAGACAAUAAAUAUUAAUGUACUUAAGUUUCUUUCACGAAAAUGAUGAUUUUUAUUCAUUACUUUAGACUAUAAUUAAAAACAUUUAUGAAAGUCCUCAAUGAUAUGUAAAACGUUAUAACAGUAUUGUACUUGCCGAAAACAUGAAGGUUCCAGGAUAAAUUACAAUUUGUACAACGUGCCUUAAUUUUUAUGCUUUACAAUAAAGAUAUUGCUAUUGCCAUUUCUAAGGAUCCCUUCUGCGAUUUAUUGGAUUUCAUAUUUAUGCGGUUUUUCGAUAUUUCUUAUUGACCCCCUUUUUUAAUUCACGUGACAAAGUAGCUUAAGCAAUCUGAUUCUAUCCUUUUGGUUUAUCUACUUUAUAAUAAUGCUACUUAAUUUCUUGUUUUCUAUUAUGUGUCUCCUGAUGUUUUAUCGGAAAUCUCCCGUUGAAAAUUACGUUUUUGGAUUUAUUUUUGUUGUAUACCAUCCUCAAUUUGCAGCAAUAUGAUGACUUGUUUUUUUAUUGUUUGUAUUUCGUAAGGACUUUACAUUUUUUACUUCAAUGCUGUAUUACAUUAUUAUUUAUCUUAAUUAAAACUUUUUGUGUUCUUUUGGUAUAGUUUUCUUAAAGCAAUAAUUCAUUUACUGCAUUUAAGCAAACAAUUAUUCUAUAUAACUUAAUUAUUUAUCUUCAUAUUUUAUGGCUAUUUUCGUCCCCAUUUCUUGUGCUGACUGUAUAUUUAAUAUUUACAAAGUGCCUUUUAAAUCAAGAAUAUGAAAAUUUUGGAUUUAGAUAUAUUAGGGUGGUCGUUGAAAAUUAAAUUAUUUGAGAUACUCCCAAAAACAAACCUUUUUUUAUGAAGGAAUACUGGGAAUUUUUUUAAUAAUUAAAAAAAAACAAGUGCCUUUACAUGAUCUGAUUUAAUUUUUCGGUAUAAUCAUUUUUGUAAUUUUCAGGAAAAAUAUAAUUUUAUUCGAAUUUUAAGAAAUUGUAGAACUAAUAUUAAUAAAAAUAACAAAUAUUUGAUCGAAAUAACAAUAAACAAAAAUCUAAAUUGAGAAAUUUUCCCAGUUCAUUUUGUCUAUUAAAUAAAAAAUGAAAGAUAUUCAAAUUGAUAUUUUUAUUAAAAAUUCCAUAAGUACAAAUUUCAUUUUAAUAUUUAGAUUUCUUCACACCUCACGUAAGACUUCACUAAGGGUGUGUAGUAUUUCAUAACUUUUAAUAAAAGAUACAAUUCAGUUUACAAUUAAAAACAAUAAACACUCAAGAACAACACUUUGGAAUAUAUACCUAAAUGUUUUGAUUAUUGUAAUAUUUAUUUGAUAAUUUAUACAAAGUAUAUGAUACGAAUAUCGCCAACUAAAUUAUCUUGAAACUAUAGACGUAUGAAUGCGAGAAAAUUUUGGGCCUUCAAAGGAGACAUCCAGAGCAUGCGCAUAUAAUGAUUUUUUAUGCAUAUUCAUGAAAAUCAUUUAUAACUUAUAAGUAACUACUCACAGACGUAGAAAAAGCCCAAAAAUAGAAGAAAAAUUAAAUCAUGACCUCAAAUGACUAAGUAUAUUAAGCUCCUUACAAAGCUUUAUAAUAACAGUGAAGGCGUUUCAUCGUUAGCUAUUUUUAAAUCUCAAAAAAAUACUUCUUCCAAAUUUUAUAAGAUACUGGUCAACAACUUUUUUUUGUCAUACGAAAACUUAUACCAAAUGUUGAAUUUACUAUGACCACUAAACAAUAAAAUAUCAAUGGAAAAAAAUUGACACAUCAGGUUUCUUUGUGACAUCAAGACAUAUAUUUUUAUAAAAACUAUAGUGAUCACAACACUAAAAAUAUUCCUUAAUAUUCAAUAAAUAGCUAUGAUUUGUAAUUUUCCGCUUUAUGAUUUCCUAGGAAAUUUUGGACAACAUUCACAAAAUAUUUCCAGUCUACUUUUUCUAGAUCAUUCAGGUUUUUUCAUAGUUUGUAUCCUUCAUUAGCUCCUGAAUUUGUGAACCAACAAAUAUUCCCUCGUUAAUUUUUGCCAUGCUGAGUUUGGGACAUUUUUCUUUCAGUUAUAAGAAUCCACUGCCAUCUUUAGGCUUUUACAAAAUUUUUCAUCUGGUCGAUUUUUAUAUGCAACAGUGGUAAAAGUAUAUCGUCGGGGUUCGCUAAAGGAUCAUUUUAAGUUUGAACAAGUAUUCUGCGAGGAUGCCUUCUUGUUCUUUAUUAAAUAUCUCUCUUGGAGUACCAUAGUCAAAUAUCAAAUUUACAGGAUUAUCCUCCAUUCGUUCAAUAAAUCUUGAUAAUGGAGUUUUACUUAAUACAAAAUCUCGACACACCUCCCUUAAUGAUUUAUUUUCACAUAGAACUGAAUUUACUGUACGUCGCAUCAAUUCUAAGGAACUUCAUGUUCUUGUGAGUGUCUUUCAUAUCAGUACCAUGAGCAACCGGCACUGAAGGACAUUUGUUUCCGUUGUAUAGCAACACUGCUUCCAAGCUACUUUUUGAGGAGUCAAUGAACAAUCGCUAGUGUCUUGGAUCAUAUUCAAAAUUCAAUAAAUUCAUCAUUACAGGAAUGUUAUUACAAUAGACUGAAUCAUCUGCUUUAGAAAAGGUUUCAUUUCAUCGUCACGAUGUCGGAAGUAAGGAUUUUUCGUACCAGGAUAAAGUAAAUUCAAAUCGUUUGAUCUAUUCCCCAAAAGCUCAUCUUGUUUUUUGACAUAUUCAAAUCACGUACCAAAUCGUUUAAAUAUCCCUUUGAUUCAAUAAAUGCGGUUCUAUUGAAGUUGACGGUUCUUGAGAUACCUUAUCGGGUUAAUUACGUACAAAUUUUGGACUGGAAACUCAAUAAUGACUUUGGAGGCUUUGGCACAGGCAGUUCGGCACUAUGUAGGAUUGGUCGAUGAUAUGUUUGGAUACUGGAAAAUGUGUUGUCGCCUUUUAUUAGGAUCAAUCACAAAUAACAAUCACUUAAAUGAUAUUUUGGUUCCGUCCAAAUCAUUGGUACACCAAAAGGCAAAUGUUUGGAUUCUUGUUUAAUCCAACCUAAUAGAAUUCUCACACACGUUACACAACAUAUAUAUGGAACCCCGGAUUCAUCUUGGUGACACAGAUGAGAACGAAAAUAGUCUAAAUAGCACUUUUCACUGCUUCAUGCGGUGGAGUCGUGGUAUGCUGGCCUCUUCCAUCAAAACUUCUUGUGCUGAGUAUUUCUACAUCUGUUAGGUUUAAGUUUUCAUUCAAACAAUCAUUGUUUCUACUGACAUUUCACAUUUAUUGGAAAUAAUUCACUUUAGCGUUAAUUUGAUUGAAAAAUAUAAAAAUCAAAUUAAUUAUAAAAGUUCGAAAACUUCAUGAAAGAAAAUAACCAAUCGCAACUUUAAUGAGUACUUCUAUAAUUAUUAAAGACAUUUUAUGGGUCCGCAUCAUGGAACAUUCGUCUAGAUCUACUAAAAUGGGACGUAGCAUGCUGGGAAAGCCUUAAUGGCUCGACUGUAGUAGAGCGUCACAGUGAAAAAGUUACUGGCGUGACUUUUCCCUGAGAAGUAAAAGUUAAUUUUCCACACAUAAACGCAAUUUUUAUACAGUCGCCUAAAUUAAGUUAUUCAAACAAAAACACGUGAAUGCGGUUACAAAAGAAUAUACAGCUGUCACAAAAAAAACAAAAAGUGACUGAAACAAAAUAAUAUUUUUUUUAAUGAGGGGACAUCAAAACAAAUAAAAAUAAUCACAAAGCUCGUGUUUGUGGUUACCAUUGUUUUUAUAUCAAAAUAUUAACUUAGAUCGUAUUGUUUUGAAUUAAAAAAAGAUUAUUAAAAAGGAGUUUUUAGAGGUCGUCGCAAAAAAUUUAAUUUUCAUCGACCACCCUAAGAUAUAUUGAAAUACAUUUUACGGAAUAUCCAGCAAAAAUAUUUGAUGAAAAUUCUAUAUUUCUUAAUGGUACAUAACAUUUUUUGACACACUAUAUUAAAAAAAACCUAAUAAAAAUUCGUGUCCACAAAAAAAAAGUUCGUUUUGGUGUAAAAAUUAUUCAACAAAUGCAUCCAAACUCUGGGACAUAAUCGAUUCCUUAUAUUACAGGGAGAUUCCCUGAGUUGCCACCUUAUAUUAUUAGUUAUAAUCUCUAUAAUACAAGACUGGUACUCAACAAUUGUGAUAAAACUACAUUCCGAAUUUGUUAUUUGCUUGAAAAGAAUCAGGUCGAUUUUUACGUGUAUGAGACAUUUAAUUUUUUAUAUUUUCAUAUUGCAAGAUAUGUGAAUUGAAGUGAUAUUGGUACUUUAUUUUCAAUUGUACUUUUCUAUUGCUCUUAUCAAAUAUUUAUUUGGAAAAACCAAGAGGAGAAAUCGAUGAUUACUAUACUUAUUUAUUGCGUCUCAGAUUUCUAGGUAGUUUGUUACUUAUGGUUUUAAAGCUGUUACUAGUUUUGUACUGCCACACAAAAUACUCUUUCCCAGUAACGGCAACUUAUUUCAUAUUAUUGAAGAUAAGUAGUAUAGGGGUAAAAUGUAAUAAAAAUAAAUUAAUAGAAAGCAUCUACAGGAUGUUUUUAUAAAAAAAUUUCUUCAAUACAAAAAUAUAAAAAAUAAUGAGUGAAAUUAUGCUCAGGAAAAAUCGUCUGGUUACUAUUCAAUUGUUGUUUAAAUACUUUUUACAUUAUAGAAGUUGAAAUUAUAUAUUUUUCUAUAUAACUGGUCCCCUAUAUUCCAUGUUUACAAGGCUUUUGUCAUAACAAAAAAUGUCUGCGACUAAUGAUUAUAGAAUGGGAUUGGGUAAUUGUUGUUUAAAACUUAUGGUUUUAGGACAGUUGUUGAAACUGAAGGCAACUAUUUUGUUUAUUUCUAUAUUUAUUAAAUAUACUUUAUUUCACUAAUUAAGGGUUGUCUUUGGUUGACGGAAGUCGAUUGUCAUUGUUGUCAAUAGAUGGAGAAGGGUAUAUUUCAGAACCUUAAAUCAAAUGAGAGCUUACACUGUGAAAAUUUUGAUUGAAUAUUCGUUAAAUUGGGUAUUAUUUUAAACAUUUUGAGCUAGUAGUGUUGGUGUAUAGUUUAUCUCAAAUGAGCAUUAUAUCAAUCCAGAUAAAAAUUUUAGUAAGAUAUUUGUGAAAUAACAGAUUUAUUAAAAUUUCAAUGAUUGUUACUUGUAAGUAAAAUUAACAUAUUCAAAUAAUUAAUUUGUGAAACUACGAUUUACGAAUUACGAUUUCUUUCAUAAUAUUUUUCUCAUUUCCAAAUGAAAUUACAUUUUAAUUGUGUUAAUUCCUCAUUAUCACAAAUCCAGGAACAUGAUUUUUAUCUACCACAUUCCUAUCAUUAGAUUUAAGGUUCAUAUAGAUUUUUUUUUUGAAAGUAGACUAAGAAACAUUGUACAAAUCAUGGUGUAUACUUAUUUCAUUUAUUAUUAUUAUUAUUUUUUUUAUUAUAUAUUGGGUUUUAGUUUACUUAGUUAUAGAUUUAUAUAUAUAUUAACUGAUUCUGUCAACUUCAAAAAUACUAAUAGCUAUUAUUUUUGUCGGAAGACGGAAUCGGCUGUAGGUUCAGAUUAAGCCUCUUGCAUAGCUUUCGCUAGAUAUCUGAAUACGAUUUGGUGUUAUGCUUUUCACAUUCAUUAUUUUAACUUUUGGAGUGGUGUUGGCGAAUGGUUCAAUAUUUUUCAGAACAAAAUUCUAACUUUCCAAUAUAUUUUUAAUAAAUGCAACACAUCCUAUUGUGUGGUGAUCGCUAUAUCAUUAAUUGGAGGUAUUAAGAAAGUUUUAUUUCUGCUGCUUCAACUUCUUUAUCCAAUAAGUGUGAAUAAACUAACUUUUUUGUUACGCAUCAAAUAUAAAAAUACUUGGGAGUUUAUUAGGGGAGGAAAACACGGGAUUAAAGUGAACAAACAUCGAGUUAGUUUAAAAUCGUUGGAAACAUGACAUGAAAAAAGAUUAGAGAAUUAAUUUUCUCGGGACAUAUAUUUAUAAUUGAAGAAUUUAUUCUUCAGAAAUUCGAAAAAAGAAAAAAUAAAAAAACAGCGGAGUAGAAACAAAAAUAUCAAGUAAAAAACAUUCGACUCAAUAUAUCUCACCUUACCAAUUGGUACUACAGCUCGGUGUGAGCCUUGGCCUCCUCGACAAUUCAGCUCCAAACUGCUCUGUUCUUUACCAAUGUUCCCAUCCAUUCAGAUUCAUUGUUCAUUCAUGAACUUAAUCAGUCCAUCUGAUAAGCGUUCUGCCUCUUUUUCUACUGCUGUAUAUUUUGGUAUGCAUGAUUCUCUUAAGUAUCCGAUUUUCCUCCAUUCUUUGAAUGUGGCCAUAGCAACUUAACCUCUGGGCUGUAAUGAAUCGUACGAUAUUUUCAUAGCCUAGUAUUUAAUCGACUUUUCUAUUAUACUGAAUUUUUCAGUCCUUUACGAUCAUUAUAAUUCCUCCAUAUAUUCUUCUGAUAAUUUUUCUUUCAAAUAUUCUUAAUCUUUCUUGGGGUUUUUGUGUCAUCACUUAACAUUCACUGUCAUAAGUCUUCUUAAUAUUAGUUUGUUUUAUAGGAGCUUCAGAUUCGCAAAAUGAGCUCUUUGUAUUCUCCUGAAUACAUUCUGAUAUAUCUUCUGCUGUUUUUCCUUUCUUAUAGAUAAUUAUUUUAUUUUAUUUAUUUAUUUAUCUCAUGUCUUAAACUAGAAUAAUUCAUCAUUUAGUUGUAAGAUUGACUUACCAAAUAUCCUUCAUCGAUCAGAGAAUCAUACAGAGUGCUUAACAUGGCUUUUCCGUCCAUCAACAAUUUUAUAACAAUUUUUUUUUUUCCCAAAAAAUAGUUUGGGCGUACGAGCGCAGUAAAGUGUAGUUCAACACAAGUUUGAGCAGAAAUACUCAUUUCCACACCACCAUGAGUUAGAGAAAGCGGCUUGUUUUUGUGGUACCUCUAGUAAGCCUAAUCCAUAUCUGACUCACUACUUCCAAAUUUAGUUGAAUCUCCGUUGCUUUAUUGUUGUUGACAGACCAGGUAUUGUGCUUUCAUCGUCUUCAGUACUGAUUGAAAUAUCAACCACGGAAGUUUCUUCUGCAUCAUCGACGAUGGGAUCAUCAGCUUUGUCUGAUUGAGGAUAAUGUUUUGUUUUGUACAUCUUAGACUGAAUAUCCUCUGUAACUGCUUCUACCUUUACAAUACGUUUACGUUUUUCUAUAUUGUCACUUUUUUUCAUUGUACCACACUUACGUAAAUCAUUUAUACCCUGUACUUCUAAAGUAAACCACAUGCGCCUUAUUAGAAGUGACAGUAAUAAAAAUAUCAACAUAUUUUCUUAAUAGUUGUGCUUUCACUGUUUUUAUGUGUGGAUGGUGAUUACCUAAUUUUGGCCAUUAGUUUGUCCAGAGAAAACUGACACUCUUCGAGAUAUGAAUAAAUGUACUGCAUGGCAGAAUUAAUGUCGUUUGCAUAUAGACUUUUUAUUCUUUUUUUAGUUGGGUGCGUUUGGUACAAUUUCUUCAUGUAACAAUUGUGAUAUCGGCUGCGUCUAAAUCUUUAAUCUGCUCAAGACUUUCAACGAUUGCCCCAAUCAUCAUUACGAGCUUGAGCAAGCUCUGAAAUACUGUUUUCAUCGAUAAUUUACGCACACUAUACACAAUAUUACGAUCACAUAAACGAGUCUGCUUUUGCUUAGGUAUAAACUCUGCUGUUAUAUAAGCAGCACGCCACGUAAACAUGCUCACCACUAUUGAUGCUUCCGUCAAGUGUGAAUUGCGAAGUGUGAUUCGUUUUCUACAGGCUGAAGGCCAUAAUACUGUAGAAAUCCAUCAGAGAAUGAGUCGUGUGUAUGGGGAAAACUUCAUGAGUGAUGGUGUUGUGCGUGAAUGGUGUCGAAAGUUUAAAGAUGGCUGCCAUUUUUAUAUCACUUUCGACACACAUCGAUUUUACUACUACUACCACUAAAAGUUUGUAUUUAUUGUUUUUUCUUUUUACACUUGAUUUACGAAAAGUUUCCAAUCUUUUCUCCUUCAUUUUUUUGCAAUGUAUCACCCGAAAUAAAAGAGUUUACUUCAUUAGAAGCCUUGGCUCUGGAAAUGCAAACGACACUGUGAAAUGAUGAACAUUUACUGAAGACUAAGACUAAAUAUUUCUAUUGAGCUCCGCUAGAGCCAGAUGUUUCUUAGAAGGGUGAGAAGAGGCCUGACACAGAAGGGACGCAUUCCUUUAUACAUCAAGAGACAGACCAUAGUCAGCCGGGUUUUUAAUAUACAGUACAAUUUUUAACCUCAUUAUAAUUUUUAUAUUUGAAAAUUCUGAAAUAUGAGGAGUUUCAAUUAAAUAUUACGCGAAUUAUCUCGCCACUACUGAUGGGAAUCAUUUGAAAUGUGUUAACCAUAUAUUAAGUUAUACAAUAUGUCUCUUAUUUUAUAUUCCAUUAACUUAUUAUCUCGGAUUAUCUAAUUUCUGUCUUACAUCAAUGUGACUGUGAAGAAUCAUAAUUCUAAUUUAUCUAUUAUAUUCGUUAAGAUUUAUUGUAAACUAACCGUCCUCAACGUCUUACUUAAGCGGUUCCAUAUGUCCCUUAGACACUUGAAGUUCUAUCAACUUAUCAAAUUACUUACCCUUAUUUUUGUCUCGAUGUAACUCUAACGACCAUAAAUAUAAUUAAUUAUAGUUUUUAUAUACAAUAGGAUUAGUAUUUCAGAGAGCAUAAACGCGCAUAGUAUGUUCUUAAUAGUUUUCACUUCCAACGAGUAUAGUAGUUAGAUUAUUGAAACCACUUUAUUUAUUAAUAUUUAAUGUUAAUAAAUAGCUUCUUAAAAAGUUGUGAUUUGAGUUAUUUAACUCGCUCGUACGCCGAAAUUAUUGAUUGUAGUAAAAAAAUUAUGACAUAAAUUGUAGAAAAGUUUAUUUCAUUUUGUAUAAAUAUGUUUUUUCUGUAAAAUGCGUCGGAAAGGGGUUAUAAUAAAAAAAUUGCUUUUAAGCUUCAUUUUUCCUAUAUGGCGGCGCGAACAGCAAAGAUAUGAAGUGGAAAAGUUGAAAAUCGAAAAAAGUACGUCAAAAUCUAUGAAAUUGCUAAUUUUCAAAACUCCCGAAAAACUUUCCAGGUAACCUCAAUGUAUCCAACCAAAUGACUGUACUAAUAUAGCAAAAACGUUGAAUAAAAAAUAAUUAUUUUUUGAAAUAUCACGUUCAUGUAGGUACUGAUCCAAUAAUUGAUAUCGCGAUCACAAUCAUUUAACUGACUAAAAUAAAUUUUCUGAAAAAUUAAUUCAAUUUGAAAGUGAUGUUUUGUUCUGUGUUCAUUUGAUUAUUUUAUUACAGGAUGUAUUGGUGCAAACUUUAGUAUUUCAAAUUGAAAUACUCAAUUAACAUUUCAAUAAUAUAUAAGUAUUAAUCAAUAAUUUCAAUUUGCAAUAUUAAAAAAAAAAUAGUGGCUUACCCACAUUUAUUAAUAGAACUUAUUGCAUUUUACAUCGGGACUGGAUGAACAUAUUUGGAACAGUGAGUGUUUUAGGUAAGACUUAGAGAUACAUGUGCAAAACAAUGAGGCAGAUUAUACAAAUAUCUAUGAGAAAUCAACCUCUGCCAGUUCAAUAAUUUACUUAGUCCUCGUUGACAGGUUUGUGAGAGAUUCAUCUAACUCACUAACAAGGUUUAUGUUUGUAACAUAAUUUUUCAUUCCUUUAUGUUUUUUUUAUUGUUCCAAUAGUUUUCUUUACGUUAAACUCUUCAUCUUAUUCUCUUAUUCCAUUGUUAAUCAUUAUUAGCAGUGUAUAUUCUAUCAUCUUCAUUAGAGUUUCGUUAUUUGGUUAAUUGUUCAGGCUUACAGGUAUUUUUGUGUACACCUCUCGGGUAGUUCGGACUUUUACUUAUUACUCAGGAACUGUAUAUAAUAAUUCAAGAUUUAAGACUCUGUAGAAGAAAUAUUGUUUUGGUAUCCUGAACGAAAAUAAAGAUUUGAAAUAUAUGUGUUGUACGAGGCUUGUCCAUAAACUAGGAAUCCCUUCGCAAUAAAAAACAUUUUUAUUAUCAUUGAAUAAUAUAUUUUUGGAAAACUUUUCCAUGCGGUAUACCAUCUUCUUUAUAAGUCGUAGGAGUCUGCCGCCGCGAAGAUAGCUUGAAACCUCUUUUUUUCAGCUCUUCUUCGAAUGUGAAACGCGUUCCAAAUUAAGGUUGUACUUUCUUUUUUGGAUUCUUUGCACUAUUCGCGCACAUGUUGCACACUCAUAAAAUUUUCCUCAUUCACUUUACACAGUUGGGUAUGAAUGCCCACCGGAGGAACGUAUUUUACACGCAGAAAACGAAUCAUAGAGCAUAAUUCACACCUGGCGUGAGAAUGAAAUGGAAGCUUAGUCUUCCGCGGCUACCAAAUCAAGAAUGAACGCUCGCCGUGAUGGGAACUAGGAGAAAGGAAGCCAAUCUCACCAAAUCCCGAAGCUCCUUGGAAACCAUAUUUUAUGGACAAGCCUCGUAUAAAACGCCUACUAUUUUCAUUAGCAUUCGCUCUCUUGCACAUACAUUUGUUACGCUUGUUAUCCAUGGGUCUAAUAUGUUGAAAUUAUUCCCUGGAAAUGAGAUAAAGUUUUCUCUCUACUAUUUUCAAAAUUAAUAUUUAAUACCUGUUGAGCAUCUCUUAAUAUAUCUGCGAAACUUUAUGUUCACAUUCCCCAAAUUUCACAUUAAAAAUGUUUGUUCUAAAUCUAAUGAAAUUCUUGGAAUUACUGUUUAUCUAAUAGUUUCAAGACGUUGCGUUCAAAUGUAUAUAUUCCAGAUAAUCAAAAUUUUGUUGUAACGUUCUUAUAGUCUAGUCUAGAAGUACAAAUCGGUGUUAAUUCGAUAAAAUAUUACUAAAAUUAUGAGGAUUAACUCGUUCUAUCCGAAAUGAUGUGCGUUAAAACUUGAAUAGCACAUAAAAAUUUUUUAAAGUUAUAAGUUAUAAACAAUUAAACAACUUCAAACAAUAGGGUUUGGUUUUUCGCUUAAGGUCGUGAAUAAUAAAUAUUUUUGAAUUUUUAAAAAAAGUUUCUUCCUGGAACUAAACCUCCAUUAUUUAUAAUUUUAGAGUUAUCUCUAAAAAUAGCCUUCCGGAGAAAUUAAAAAAAAUAUUAUAUAAUCUUUACACUUUGAAGAAUUUAUUUCUGUUCGAAUUUUUUGUCUAAAUCAGUUUUUAUACAAAUGAAACGUUUGUUAAUUGACGAAAUUUUCGCAUACUUUCUUGAUCUUUCUUAACUAACGGAAAGUAUAAAAAACAAAAUAAAGAUUGUGUCAUAAAAGUUUCAAAAUAUUUAUAUAUAGUUAAAAAAUUUUAACAUUAUUGUUUUCCCUUUUUUGAUUUGAACUAGAAAAAAAUAUUAAAUAUUUUACGACGCUAUCUUAUUUUGUAUAUAUAUAUAUGUUACCGUUUUCAAUUAAUUCUAGUUUUGACAAGGAAAAAUUAGUUUUCUCAAACCUAUUCUGUUAAAAGUUGUUUUCGCUAGUCAAUACUAGUGUCGACUAGUAUCCUCGGCGUUAAAACUAUUUUUUUUAAUAUAUUUUUAGAAUUUUCAGUUGAAACUAUCUUUCAUUGGGAUUUCUACUAAAGGGAAACAGUGUUUCCCAUUGAAAAAUUUAUUAUUUCAAAAUUUUAUUCUAGUAGAACACUAAAGCUUCAGAAUUUUUCGUGGCAAAUUGGUUUUUUUUGUACAAACCGUGUUUAGAAACACAAUAUUUUUUCCAGAAGAAUCUUACGAAACCUUACCAUCCACCUGAGCCGGUGGAUGACAUUUCGGUUGAACUGCGAAGAGAUAAAGCUGUAUCUGAGAGUGAAUUCAAGUCUACAAUACAAUUAUAAUACGGACUAUAAAAUUUUAUUUCAAUUGACACCAUACAAAGAUUUAGUUAACUUUAUUUUUAUUAGUAAAAACUAGUUUCAACUGAAGAGGUUUGUGAGAACUAGUUUUCCUUAGUCAAAACUAAAAUUAACUGAAAACGGGUUUUAACUGUAUAUACAUACGUAGGAAGCGAAAAAAUUUUAACAGUUAUUCAAACAUUCUUUUAGCUCAGAAGAAAAUUUUGUUGAUUAACAAUCGUCUGGUUUGUUGGAAAAUUCCAACGGGAACAAAUUCUUCAAAGUGUUGAAGUUAUAGUCUAAUUUUUUUUGAAACUUUCAAUUCACUAUAAGUACCUUAAACAUUUUUUUCAAUCGACGUACUCGCUAUCGAGGCGGUGUUCGCAACCUAACAAUGACACGUGGAGGGCGAUUUUCCGCGUUAAAUUAUAAUUAUAAAUAAUGGAGGUACAAUUCCAGGAAUUGGAACUUUUUUUAGUGAAAUUCCUCGUCUUUAAGCUUUGUUUUAAAAAAUUGGAAAAAAUUUAUAAUUCAAGAGCUAUAAGCGAAAAACUAAACACUAUUUUUUGAAGCUCUUUAACUUUUAUGACUUGAAAUGUUUUAUGGGCAAAUUAAUUCUUUACAUAAAAGGAAAAUUCCAACGGGAACAAAUUCUUCAAAGUGUUGAGUUAUACUAUAUAUUUUUUGGAUCUUUAAAUUCACUAUAAGUACCUUAAAAAUUUUUUCUAAUUGACGUUUUCGCUUUCGAGGCGGUGUUCGCAACCUAUUAAUGACACGUGGAGGGCGAUUUUCCGCGUUAAAUUAUAAUUAGAAAUAAUGGAGGUACUUUUCUUGAAUCUGGAACUUUUUUAGUGAAUUUUCUCGUCUUUAAGCCGUGUUUUCAAAAAUUGGAAAAUAUUUAAAUUUCAAGAGCGAUAAGCGAAAAACCAAACUCUAUUUUUUGAAGCUGUUUAUGAUUUGAAAUGUUUUAUGGGCUAAUUAAUUCUUUACAUACAAGGAACUGAAUAUUAUUCUAGAUCGAAGGACUAAUACACAUAAUUUUAGUAAUAGUAUGUCGAAUAAACAUCGAUGUAAACUUACAAGGCCAAUUUAUAAACUUUAAUCUGUUUGCCGUUCGCGGGUGACAUUUGCCGUUUGACGUUCGUAGGAAAUUCUACACCCUGUUCAUAAAAUUGACGUUGUUGCCGUUAACCUAAAAUUUUGUUAUUCUUUUCGACGAAUGAAAUCGGGAUAUUUUUUUGUUUGUAGUCCGGUAUUUAUGAAUGAAAUUAUGGAGAAUAACGAAGAGCCAACAGAAAAAGAAAUAACUCCAACAUCAUGCUCUAACAUUAGACGUCAAAAUCACGUGACAAACGCAAACGUGUGAUGGAUUAUUUUGCUAUUGCUACGAAAAUAUCUACGAACGGCCGACGGAAAAAGAUAAAAUUCGUUUAUUUUGAAAGUUAUCAACGGCAGACCGAUCGGCAAACGGCAACUCUGAAUGGUCUUAAGCACUUCAAUGUUUUUAAUUUUGUAACAACAACCAUCAACGGCAUCGGAAAACGGAAAGUCAAGUUUAUGAAUCGGCAUUUAUAGACUAGACUGUGGAGAUUUGUCUAUUGAUAUACAAGUCAUUUACUACAGUUUAUAUGUACAAUGUUUUAGACAAAGCUACGUAUCCCUUAAAUGAACUUGUUUUUUUUAUUUGUUUGUGACAUCAGUAGUUGGCAGUCUAUCAACUGAUGUGCAUUAUUCUUCGUACUACACUUUACAUCUAUUAUUUUUUCUUUCGCUAAACAGUAUUCUGGAAAUUCUAGAAAUUUCGAACUUCGGACAAAAACAAAAUUUUUAUUUUUUUCUUAUCGUUGUUUUCUCUACAGCUUAAUAGUGUAUUUAUUUUUUAUUAAUUUAUCCUAUUGAUUUUUUUUAAAUAAUCACCGUUAAAAUUUCAAAGCAUAUUAUUAAUUUAUAAAUUCUUUCAAUGUAUUUUUUUUAAAAUUCUUACUUACUUAGUUUUUUAUUGAACAUUCAUAUAAAAGCUCUCUAAAAUUAUUAAAAAAAUAGGGUUGAUGGUAAAUAAAAGGGAAGGCCUGGAAAAAAUCCUUAAAUGUAUAUCCACAACAAAAACAGCUGGUUUUUUAAUACUUAAUUUUCAAUAUUCGAAAGAUUCUUUUCAGAUAUUUUGAAUUGAACCUUUUCCAUUUAAAGGAUGGGAUUGAUUUCUACAAAUUUUAUGUAAUUAUUGAAAUUUGUCUGGAGUCUGGAGUGGGUGUGUACUAACCGAAGGAAGGUAGUUUUGUAUGUAUACUAACUAUAUAUGGUGGACAUAUUUUUUCAGAAUGUCGAAAAUAUUUUCACCAAGCCUUAUUUACUUGUCUAGCGAAGGUUCCGUCUUUUCAUUUUGUGGUAACGGUAGGUAAAACACCAGAAAAUAAAGAGGUUGAAAAUUGACGAUUCACUUAUGAAAUCAGAUGUCAUCUUAAUAUGCAUGAAAUUAUCAAUACUAAUUUAAUUUGCGUAACGGUUUGGAUCAGCGGACAAUAAUUUUUGAAUUUAUAUUAAAUAUAAAGAAAUUUGUUGGUGAUACGUUUUUAUCAGAAAAUCUCCGUGUUUCGUAAUUAUUUUUUAUCUGAAGCCAUCUACAACUCCGUUGUUGGUAUUUUCUAGAUAUUGUGGAGUUUGGCACGAAUUGAAUUUACAAAUGGCUUCUUUACAGUAAAAGAAGCUAUAUAAUGAUAAUUACAAUAUUUCUGCAAAAGACCUUUAAAAGGAUUGCAAAAAAAUAAAUUUAAAAGCAAUCAGUUUUUCUCAAAAAGUAUUAUAAUUUAUAAUUAUCAACCGUUGAAAUGAUUCCUGCUUACAUAAUAUUCAAGAUUUUCUUCUACCUCCACUAUGCCAAUAAAUAUACAAAGGAGCUUUCCAGAAUUAUUUCGUGUUUUCCUAUUAGUUAUCCAUAAAAAAUGUUUAUAACAUUUUUUCGUUUUUCUUUAGGCCGGUUCAUUUUUUUCGCAUCAACUUUUUAGCAUAAUCUAUGAUAUUUGUUGUUUUUGAAUUACUUUCAAUCUAGUUAUUUCUAGUUUUACUAGACAUCUACUCUGGUACAGAUUGUCCAGAACCUCUAUCAUAAAAUUUGAGAAAGAAAUACUAGAUGUGAUUUUAUGUGUGUCUAACCUUAAGGUCCUUCGAAAGAUGCUGUUAGCGAGUGUUUGUAAGCAUAUGUCAAAAAACUUGCUACCCUCAAAUUUCAGACUUGGUCCAUUCUAUAAUCCUGAAAUUAUUAAUUGUUAAUAGUAUUUUUCACAAUCUAAGAAAUUGCCCUUAUUACUGAAACCUAUAUUAAAUUCGAUAAGACCCAAAAGUCAUAAAUUAUAAUAACUGGCAUUUUCCUUAUAGUAUAGUCAAAAAACUUGCUCUCUGCAAAUUUCAGACCUGAAAUUAUUAAUUGUUCAUAGUAUUUUUCACAAUUUGGUUUACAUUGUUGGGUUUCAAAUUUGAAUAUGAUGGGACUGUUGAAUUUUAAUCUUAAAUCUACCAAAUGAUAGACAAUAUAUUAAUAAAUAAAUUAUAUUUUAUUUAUUAGUAGAUAUUAUCUAGUUCAAUUUAGUUAUCGCCACUAUCUUGAAAAUCAAUUUUUUUACGGGUUCUGAACUACAUUUUUAAUUUCCAUUUUCAACAACUUGACCACACAACUGUUUAAAGUAGGUGUAUUAUUAUGAGCACGUCCAUUAGAUUUUAAUUUAUGCCAUAAAAAAUCAAUUGAAUAAUAUGGUGGAAGCCGAGGUAUUUCACUUUUUCCAUUACCGGAACCCGGUAUCUUAUUCUUUUGACAAAUAAAAUCCGAAAUAUUCUUUGCUGCCGAAAACAGACAUUUCUGGUAUCCAUCCUUCUUUUGACCCUGCAUCUAGAAUAGUUACUGUUUUACUUUUAUUAUACGGAGCUUUCGUGUAAUUUUUUUAACCAUCAACCCACCCUUUACUGGGUGUAUGAUGAAAUAUUUCGAAUAAAAACGACGUAUAGUACGCCACAAAGUUCUAGUGGAACAAUUAAUCUCACCAUUAGUUUCCUGGAAGUUUCCGUGAAGGUUGGCACUUUUUGUUCUGCAUACAUUCCAUGAAGAUUGCGGCGAAUUAAGCCUUCUUGAAAGAAAUCAAUGCACUUUGGUACAUCAUUGUCUUUUCGUGUUUUUUUAGGAGCUAUCGAUUUUUUCAAAAUUUUUCAAAUUGUACUUUCAGGGAUGCUCUUUCAAUGAAAAGUAUGUUUCGUGGCCUCUACUAACUCAAAUAUCAUGCCUGAACGGGCAAACAUUUGCGCCGUUUGGUAAACAUACUAUAGUCUAUUUCAGAAAGGUAUUGAGUAAUAAAAUUUUCGUCCAGUUCGGCUCAAUUUCGGUGUCGGCCAUAGGUGUAGGUCUUGAAAUAGUAUUGUUUGUAAUAUUAAAAUUUUAAGUAAUUGCGUAAGAGAAUUAAGAAAAGUAUGUUUUCUGGCCUGAAGUGUCAAUAUCGAAAUAUUGUCUAGGUAUUACUUAGGUAGUAGAUUAUACAGUUACGUUUUGCGUUUAUCAGGUACCGUUUAAUCUUCUAUUAGUACCUCUGCCUAAUUCCAAUCCUAUUUCAGUUUCGGCUUUCUUUUUUACGAGUAUCCGACUGACACGCCUUUGACACACUAUUUUCAGUGUUUGUGUAUGGAUAACAAUAGGCUAAACUCAUAUAUUGACACCAACCCGGGUGGUACUACCUGCACUUGAUAAAAAAAAAGAAUUUUACAAUGAAAUCAAUGCCAAGCUAUGAAAGUGGCUUAAAUAUUCGUUGGAUCACUCUUUGGUUCCUAUGCAUACCUAAUGAGGUUUUAUUACUCUCCGCUUUAGAAAGCCCAUGCGCAAUGUCGAACUUUGACACACUCUCUCCAACAAAUUGGCCGGUAUUUAACGAUAAAUGCUUCAAUACUAGCUUCCAGUGCGUCAAUCGUUGCUGGAUCACUGUAGACAUUAAUCUUAACAUGGUCCCAAAAGAAAUAGUCUAAAGACGUUAAAUAACACGAUCUAGGCAGCCAAUUGACGGGCCCCAAACGUGAAAUGAACUGUUCACCGAAGGCGGCUCUAAAUUUGGCCAUUUUCAGCGUGCCGUGUGGCAUGUGGCACCGUCUUGUUGAAACCAUAUGUCAGGAAUGUCCAAUUUUCCCAUUUUGGACAAAAAAAUCGUCAAUCAUCACACGGUAGCGCUCGCCAUUCACAGUAACAUUCCGGCCAUCGUUGCUUUUGAAGAAGUACUGUUCGAUGAUGCAACCGGCCCAUAAUCCACACCAAACAGUGACUUUUUCGGGAUGCAUUAGUAGCUCUUGCAAAGCUUCUGGCUGGUCCUCACUCCAGAUGUGGCAAUUUUGCUUGUUGACGUAUCUAUUCAACCAGAAAUGAGCUUCGUCGCACAAUUUUUCGGUAAAAAAGUGGAUCUCCCUCAAACUUUGCCAGCGCGCAUUCACCAAAUGUUAGACGUUAUGGGAGAUCGUGUGGCUUCAAUUCCUGCUCCAGCCGUAUAUUAAAGCCGUAUAUUAAAAAGACCCAAAUCCUUUCGCAAAAUUUUCCGCGUAGUGGAGUAACAGAGGCCCAAUUGCUGCGAACGGCGGCGAAUCGACAUUUCACGGUCAUCAGUAACACUGGCGGAUACAGCCGCGAUAUAUUCUUCGGUCCUCACUGUUUGUUUGCGUGUUAGUGGUUUAUUGUCUAAUAGUGUAAACUGGGUUCGAAAUUUAGUCCCAGCUUCCGAAUAGUUCCCUCAGUAGGCCGACUAAACUGCCCAUAAUAUCUUAACCGAGCAUGAAUUUUGAUAGUAAAAUUCAAUAAUUUCCAAGCGUUGUUCGUUCGUAAGUCGAUUAAUGAUUAACUUUUAGACCAAACGGAACAAGUUUGACAAUGACACAAGACACGAUUCUUGCGUGAUCUGUCAAAAAUAAUGUUGCCAAAAAGAUACCAGCAAAAAAAUCACUCGUUACAUUCUUCUGAUGUUCAUUUCAUGGAUAUUAACAAUUUCGAGAUGUGGUUCAAUUGGCAGAGGAAGAGUUACGGUUAAAUUGACAAUAUCAACAUUUUAUCUCUAUAACUCGUACAUUUUUUAUAUUUUUCGACUCGUGGUGUCAAAUUUAAAUAAUAAUUCACCUUUUUUUAUAAUAUGCAUAUAUAUUUUACCUAUUAAAAAUUAAUGAAGUGAAGUGUACACUAAACAAAUCCGUUAUUUUCUUCUGAUUUAAACAAUUUGCAGAUUUUUUAUCAACUAUUUUUUCAAGCUCAAACAAUGAACUGAAUAGAUAAUCCUCGAUAUCAUCAUAUCUUCCAACAAAGGUUCGUAGGUUGUUGAUUGCAGCUCUUUCUUUCUUUGUUAUUGCUGAAUCAGGAUGAUCAACGUCAUUUUCAUUAAUGUCAUCCUUAUCUAUAUUCUGAUUAACUAUGUCGAAGAUUUCAGUAUCAGUUAGUGUUCCAGUAGUAGCUAGACCUUCAUCAUAUGUCACAUAAUCUUCAAAUUGCACUUCUGUGUUUGGAAGUCUAUUCCAGUCAGCGUCCGGUUCAAGGGCUCUUCCGAAGCUUCUUCUUGUGGCAUCGAAAAACCUCAGUGAAACAAUUUGAUAUUGUAGUUUCAGAUACACUCCAAGACUUGUCUAUCAUCCUAAUUGCAUGUAGUACAUUAAUAGAUGUUAUUUCAUAUUUGCUAUUAGUUUCCUAACAAAUUUACUUUGAUUGGAAUUUUUUACUAAGCCUUGAUCUAAGGGCUGUACCUUAGGUGUUAUAUUGGGUGGAAAAAAUUUAACUUUCACUGCUUUCAAUGGCGGAAUUAUGUUGUGAGCUGUACAGUUGUCAAUGAAAAGUAAUAUUUCUCGUUUCUCUUUAUUCAUUUACUUACUAAUGAAUAUUUCGGCUAUAAUUCAGGCUUUCUUGUUAGCAUUAUAGUCUAGUGGUAGAGAUUCACAACCAGAAAAACACCGAGUCUUUCUAGCCUUUCCUAUAACUAAUGGCUUGAGUUUUUCAGAGCCUGUCAUGUUUGUUGCCAGCAAUGUUGUUAAUCGCUCUUUACUGUGCUUACCGCCAUGACAUUUUUCAUUUUUAAAAAAAAGUAUUUUAUCACAUAAGCACUUCUAUACUCCCAUAUAUCAAGAUGAUUUUAUUAAUUUUAUAUAUACUUGCCGCAUAAAUGUAACAAAUUUUGAAAUUUUUGAAGAGUUAAGACUUAAAAAUUUUUUUAAUCUAAUUUUGUCAUGUUAUGGGGCAUAGAAUUUCCCACCAUUUUGACGUCUUCAAUUUUUUAGUACGUGCAGAAGGAUAUGAGCGUGAAAUAUUCAAAUUUCAAUUGCACAAGUAGUGCUUGUAAGUAGAGAAUUCAAUAAUAGAGUCUUGAUAUAUUUUAGAUCUUCACUUCUUUGACCUUUUUAUAUGUUUUUCUUGCUAAAUCAUUUUGAUUUUAGGUCUCUUUUGAUUGAAAAUUAGUUUCUGACAAAGUUAAAAAUAUUGAUGUUUCGACCUAUUUCGGUCUUUAGCUCACCAACAACAUUAAUAUCGAAUAAAAAUGUCAAAAGUUUUGAGUCAAUAUUAUCACCUUUUCCAAGACGAUUGAUUAACAAAAAUAUAUUUUAGAUUAGGGACAAUAUUCCAUCUUCCAAAAAAUUGAUGCGAGAUCCAUUUUCUCGAACUAAUGGUAUAAGAUUCAUUAAAGUCAUUCAAUACAGUGGUAAUUAAGUUUAUUUAGAAUGGACAAUUGUCUAGUUCUUGAAAAUAGAUUACGGAUAUUUUGCAAAUAGUUUGAUGCACACAUUGAAAGACGAUCUCAUCUUUAGCACAAGUGCUCGAACGUUUUUCCGGGUUUCUCGAAUUCCCAGAAAGACCGCCUUCAAUAUUAGAAUACGUAUGCGAAUCCAUCCUAGUAUUUGCGAACGCCACUUUUCUACUUCACAAUGAGUGCAGUAGCUGUUCUAUUUAAAAAUGCUUUAGAUUCCGCGUGAAGCGCCCAAUAUGCUGAACAGACAAAGGUGAUGAAUGAUCCAAUGCGUUCGGUCGUACUUGGCAUGCUUUUCAAUUGCAGUGGCCUGGGCUGUACGGGGCUAGGUAUGAGGCAGCGUCAGCAGUGAUUAUCGAAUAACGCUGGCCUCUUCCUUUCCCAGACCCCUUCCACCUACUUCGACAAAUAUAGCUGUCUCGUCUCGAACGCCACCAUGUCCUCUCUUAACAAGGCUCCUCCUCUUGCGGUUGAGGGCAUGAAAGAUCUGUAAUAAUUUUAAGGGGAUCAGGGGGAGUGUAGCCAUACCCCAGUAUCAGGGCAUCCCGAAAUUUCUCUGCUGAAAGGUCUGUACUAUAAGUUAGUCUUAGAAGUUUAGCCAACCACUGCGAUGCUUAAUUAAUUGUUUUUCAACAUCAGUUCUUCGUUGUCUCUCAUUCUGUCUAACUAUUUCCAAGUGAUCCCAGUGUUCAUUCUUGUCAAGAGGUUCCCCCGACUGAAGUGCAUCGACUAAAUCGGGAAAUCCUAAAAGCCGAACGGGAUUUGUUAAGCUCAAGCCUCCUAAUGCGGCUGGUAAUUCACACGUUAUUAAACAUAUCACUGUCUAUUCCCCUGAUAUUUGUUUAAUAAAACAAUUAAUUCGAAACUCCACAAAAUGAUAUCUCAAAAAAAAUUUAUCACUAAUAAUAUACAAAAUUACUUUAGAAUUCACAAAAAGAUAUUCAUUCCAGAUAGUACGUUAUAAUUUACUAUAACUGCCGAUCAUAAACACGAUGUUACGUUUCCAAUUUCUAUGACCAUUUACGAUUCACCUUUCUUUCCCAAUUAAAAUGAUUGGAGUUGGAAUAUUUCGUAGGAAAUAGGAAAAGCCAAACAAAUUUGUUUUCACUGAUCAUAUGAUACUACAUGUUGUUUUUCUUUGGCCUCUUUGCGAAAUAUUCGGUUCGCUUUCAAAGAGAAAAAAAAAAACUAAAAGAAUGAAUAUCGAAACAAAUACUUCGACCAAAAAAGUCAUACUUCUUUAAAUGUAUGAAAGAUAUUGCCAGUAACUUCGAAAGUGGACAACAAACGGAACCUCAAGUUUAUAAAUCGAUCUUGAAUGUUUGCAGUAUAUUUUUCGAACAUUCACUUACCUUAUAUUUUACAUGAGGUAUAUUUUUCGAAAGUUCAUGUACCUUUGCAAAUUUUUAAACGAGUUUCUUCUAAGAAUGGUGGUAAACCUUUUAAAUGAAACAAUAUGGACUCUAAUGACAUAGAGAUGUAGUGCAAUAAUUAAGAUGAAAUCUGUAAAACGUAUCACUUGAAUUUCUUUAUAUAUAUCAAGAAAAAUACCUUAAUGUUGGUAGACACAUUCUGACAUUAACUUUCUCAAAAAGUUUUUAUAUUAACCAGUUACGUUUAUGUCUUGAGCUUCUGGUUAUUUACCUACUGGUGUUUCAAAGGUAAGAAUCCAUUUCUGUGAACACUUUAUUUUUCUGUAUUGUAUGCAGCUCUAGCGUUACAAUUUUGUUUUAAUAUACACUAAAUUAAUAAAUGUUUGUCACAAUAA
Molecule: messenger RNA, 28053 nt
Organism: Diorhabda carinulata
Lineage: Eukaryota; Metazoa; Arthropoda; Insecta; Coleoptera; Chrysomelidae
Gene: fus
Product: RNA-binding protein fusilli
Exons: 10
Coding region: 712-3045 (777 amino acids)
Biological process (GO): regulation of RNA splicing
Cellular component (GO): nucleoplasm; ribonucleoprotein complex
Molecular function (GO): mRNA binding
Source: RefSeq, a predicted model, not a curated record